UGCUGGAAGCUUCUGCCGCGGUGCACUGUGGGAUAGCCUGCAGGGGAGAGAGGGAGAGACGCCGCCGCCGAGAUGAUGCCCACACCAGUUAUCCUCCUUAAGGAGGGCACAGACUCUUCCCAGGGAGUUCCUCAGCUCGUCAGUAACAUCAAUGCCUGCCAGGUCAUUGCAGAGGCCGUUCGCACCACGCUGGGGCCCCGUGGCAUGGACAAGCUUAUUGUGGACGACCGAGGGAAAGCCACGAUUUCAAAUGAUGGCGCCACCAUCUUGAAGCUUCUGGAUGUGGUUCACCCUGCUGCAAAGACUCUUGUGGACAUCGCAAAAUCUCAGGACGCUGAGGUGGGCGACGGGACCACUUCUGUUACAUUGUUGGCUGCAGAGUUCCUGAGACAGAUCAAAUCGUAUGUGGAUGAGGGGCUUCACCCCCAGAUCAUCAUUCGAUCGUUCCGCACCGCGACUCAGCUGGCUGUGGAAAAGAUCAAAGCAAUCGCUGUCACUGUAAAGACAGACAACCUGGAAAAGCAGAAGGAGCUUUUGGAGAAGUGUGCGAUCACAGCCCUGAGCUCCAAACUGAUUGCUAUGCAGAAAAACUUCUUCGGCAAGAUGGUGGUGGACGCUGUCAUGAUGCUCGAUGACCUGCUGCCUCUGAAGAUGAUCGGCAUCAAGAAAGUGCAAGGAGGUGCACUGGAGGAUUCCAUGCUCAUUGCUGGUGUUGCCUUCAAGAAGACUUUCUCCUACGCUGGCUUUGAAAUGCAGCCCAAGAAGUACGAGAAUCCCAAGAUAUCCCUGCUCAACGUGGAGUUAGAGCUCAAAGCCGAAAAGGACAACGCAGAGGUCCGAGUCAAUAACGUGGAGGAGUACCAGGCAAUUGUUGACGCCGAGUGGAGCAUCCUGUAUGAUAAGCUGGAGAAGAUCCAUUUGUCUGGAGCCAAGGUGGUUCUGUCCAAGCUUCCCAUCGGCGAUGUGGCAACUCAGUACUUUGCUGACAGGGACCUGUUCUGUGCCGGCCGCGUCCCCGAGGAGGAUCUCAAGAGGACCAUGAUGGCUUGUGGUGGCUCCAUUCAGACCAGCGUCAAUGCCCUGACAGAGGAGGUGCUGGGAGAGUGUGCCGUGUUUGAGGAGGUGCAGGUCGGGGGUGAAAGGUACAACUUGUUCAAAGGCUGCCCCAAGGCAAGGACUUGCACCAUCAUUCUCCGCGGUGGGGCCGAGCAGUUCAUGGAAGAGACAGAGCGCUCCCUUCACGAUGCCAUCAUGAUUGUCAGACGAGCUAUUAAGAAUGACUCAGUUGUUGCUGGCGGUGGAGCGAUCGAGAUGGAGCUUUCCAAGUACCUGCGGGAUUAUUCCAGGACCAUCCCCGGCAAGCAGCAGCUGCUGAUUGGAGCCUACGCCAAGGCUCUGGAGAUCAUCCCACGCCAGCUGUGUGACAAUGCUGGCUUUGAUGCCACCAAUAUCCUCAACAAGCUACGGGCCAAACAUGCCCAGGGCGGCAUGUGGUAUGGUGUGGACGUGACUAAUGAGGACAUCGCUGACAACUUCCAGGCGUGUGUGUGGGAGCCAGCCGUAGUCCGCAUCAACGCUCUGACUGCAGCCUCAGAGGCCGCCUGCCUCAUCCUGUCCGUGGAUGAGACCAUCAAGAACCCGCGCUCCACCGUGGACGGUCAGGCCGCCCCUAAGGGUCGCGGCAGAGGCCGGCCAUUCCACUAGUGACCUCUCAGUAACCGGCCUCCCACCUGUCACUGCACAGUAACCUCAACUGAAGGUUUGUGUACUCUGGAGGUUGCUCCCACUGUCAAAUUACCUGUUGUACAUUCUUCCCAGGAGAUAAAAUGGUUUGCAAAGUGAACAAACACCAGAGUAUGCACUCAUAUACACACAAGUAUGCAUAAACACACACUCAUAUACAUACACUCAAAAUAUACAUGUACACACACACACACAUACAUACUGUCCAGAUCCUAGAAAUGUCACACUGUACACUAUUUAUUUGGACUUGUUUUUGUUAAGGAUGUGCCUGACGCCUGCCAGGAAAUAAAGGUUGACUUUUGAAAAUUA
Messenger RNA from Callorhinchus milii (elephant shark), 2052 nucleotides. RefSeq names its product chaperonin containing TCP1, subunit 7 (eta) (gene cct7). The record is from RefSeq and is a predicted model, not a curated record. Gene Ontology annotation, cellular component: chaperonin-containing T-complex. Gene Ontology annotation, biological process: protein folding. Lineage: Eukaryota; Metazoa; Chordata; Chondrichthyes; Chimaeriformes; Callorhinchidae. The transcript is spliced from 12 exons. The coding region runs from base 73 to 1704 and encodes 543 amino acids. Gene Ontology annotation, molecular function: ATP binding; ATP-dependent protein folding chaperone; ATP hydrolysis activity.